This is a messenger RNA of Chiroxiphia lanceolata (lance-tailed manakin), 1714 nucleotides long. RefSeq names its product coiled-coil domain containing 17 (gene CCDC17). The record is from RefSeq and is a predicted model, not a curated record. The coding region runs from base 4 to 1392 and encodes 462 amino acids. Lineage: Eukaryota; Metazoa; Chordata; Aves; Passeriformes; Pipridae. The transcript is spliced from 9 exons.
GACAUGGGGAGGUUCCCGUGCCCCCGCUGCCGCAUGGCGUUCAGCUCCCGGCAGCUCCUGCGGGCUCACCAGGAGAAGCUGUGCCUCGGGAUCACCGAGCCCGCCAGCUCCUGCCUCCAUGGAGGGAACCCUCUGCCUGUGGAGGGGGCGCCGGGCACGGCAGGGAGGCCACAGGGCACCUCGGUCAGGGUGUCCCUGCAUGGGGACGACUCUGAGCCACACCAUCACCUUGAGCUCCCUGGGGUCUCAGCUGCUGUGCAGGGACAGCAGGGACCGGGGUGGGCACGGGGGGCUCCCCUGGGGGCCGUGCUCACCCCCUGCGAGAGGGCCCUGCUCCGCACGGCCGACCCCGCUUCCAGGAGGCCCACAGUGCAGCAGAGAGAGCCCCCCCAGCAGCCGGUCCUGCCCCAGGGGCGGCAGCAGCCACCACGGGAGCUUCUGGAGGCCCACAAACGCCAAAUGGCCGAGAUCCAGGCCAGGACCCAGCAGCUGGAGCAGCAGAGGGAAGGGCUGUGCCGGCAGCUGGCAGCACUGGGGGCUGGGGAGCCCCAGCCCGAGCAGGGGGAGCUGGGGCUGGGCCAGGUCCUGCAGGCCCCAAAGGAGCAGCUCAGACAGGUGCAAGCGGCACAGCACAGGGCCACCCUCUACCUCGACACCCUCCUGCCACCCAUGGGGCCACUCGCUGCCGAGGCCAGGGCACUGCGACUGUCCUACCUGCGUGCUGGGGGACACGACCCGGCCAUCCUGGACCAGCUGCUCCACCUCCAGCUGGAGGCCACAGUGCUGGAGAAAGGAACCGCGGGGCUGCGCAGGGGCAGGAGGAUGGGUAAGGCCCAACCCCAGCCCCGUCUCCCUGCAGGGUCUGUGACUCCACAGCCGGCACCUGAGGCACCCCCGGCUGUGCCAGCAGAGCCCCCUGGCACUGGCACACAGGGUCUGGAUGCGGCACUGUUGGCUGUGGAGCUGGAAAACUGGCGUCUGGAAGAUGAAGUGUUGGCGCUGAAGGUCAGGAGGGAGAGGAGAGCUGACGCUGGCUCGAGGGCGGCCCAGUGGCACUCGGAGGAGCUGGCCCAGCUCCGGGCAGAGGUGGGGAUGCUGCGAUGCCACGCGGAGCAGGCGGGGCCACGGCUGCCCCCACCCAUCCUCCCACCCACUGUGGCUCCCCCACUGCCACCAGCCCUGGCUGUGCCAGAACUUUUUACGGAGCCCCCUGGGCCAGCGCUGGGGCCAGGCAGCCCCACAGCCCAUGUGCCCCACAGCCUCCCCCUCAGUACCUUUGUGGCCCUGGAGGACCCUCCUCCUGCUCAGGAGCCCCCAGAACAACACAAACCUCCACGAAGGCUGCUCGACACUGAGGGAGGCACCCCCAGAACCCACAGCAGGUUUAGCUGAGACUGAACCCCAGCACAGCCCCAGCUGUGACCACAGAGCUGGUGCCCCAGGAGAAGGAAAAAUGUCACAUCUAGACUGUCCCCAGACAAGACCACAGUGAAUUGCAUUCACUGCUCUCCUGCCCCUGAAGCAGCCAGCUCUGCCUGCCCAAUCCCACUCCCUUCUCCUGCCUCAUGAGGCAGAUGUGGAUGGAAAUGCUGAAGCUCAAGGGACCAAGAGCCCAUCACUGGGCCAGGGCUGAGACCUGCACCCCAGAGGAACAGCCAGGAGCAGUGGCUGGAACCUGGCACAGGAGGAAGGUCAAGACAGGGACUAUUUGCUU